Molecule: messenger RNA, 1021 nt
Organism: Closterium sp. NIES-67
Lineage: Eukaryota; Viridiplantae; Streptophyta; Zygnematophyceae; Desmidiales; Closteriaceae
Source: the annotation of a GenBank genome assembly
UCUGUCUGCACUACAUCAGACUCUGCCUGCCAAGGAUCUGACGCUCGUGGCAGGGUUGUCAUCUGCGGCGGCUCCUAGUGCCAGCUAGUGCAUAGCUCAUGAGUGUUCGGUUGAGGAGUAUUCCGCCCUGACGCGGUUAGCUGUGCGUCUUUCCGCUUCCGCGUCGUCAUCUUCUCCUGCCUUACCCAGCCGCAUCACCAACGUUCGGUAAGCCGCUUGUGUUGUGAGGCACGGAGGGGACGACGCUUGGAAGGAAGGCAGGUGAAGGAUUUAUCGUGAGGGUGGUAGGCGCCAGCUUCGGAACACGGGCUGGAAGCAGACUCGCACCACGAGCCACAGCAGUAAGCGUUACUGGAAGGAUUAACAGACUCAAAUCAGCAACAGACACGUGGCGCAUUACGAUCCACCAGCAUGUCUCGUCGACUAGCACAGCAGGUGGCAGGCAUCGGCUUCAGCAGCCUCAGCCGAGCCUUUCAGCCUGCUGGGCCAUCCCUAGGUGCAGGCUUCCCAGGACCUCUACUGGAGGUGCUCUCCCAGCACGCACCGCCUGCAGGUGCAUGGUCGCUCGUGCAGCAGCGCAGCGCCACGAAGAAGGCCAUGGGGUCCACUCAGAAUGGCCGAGACUCGCAGCCCAAGCACCUGGGAGUCAAGAAGUCCGGCGGACAGGGAGUGGUGGCUGGCAAUAUUAUUGUGAGGCAAAGAGGAACCCGGUUCUACCCUGGGGACUUUGUAGGCAUGGGGAGAGACCACACUCUAUUUGCUCUCAAGGAUGGCCGAGUGAGGUUUGAGACGCGCUUCACCCCCACUGGCUUCCAGCGCAAGUAUGUUCACGUUGAUCCAAACGGGGGUGCGCCUCUUCACCCUGCCCUGGCUAACCUCAAGGGGAUGAUUGAGGGUUUGGAGCAAAGGAAGAGAGAAAUCAUGGCAGGUAAACUAGAGACCACUAGACAAUGAGUAGCAUUCGAGCCCAUGUAGGUGAUGAAUGGAAUUGUAUUCACUAUUGAUGAGAAUUACUGAACUA